AUGGAUGCAGAUAAUUCCCCAACAAGUAGCUGGAGAGGGGACAGUGUCAUAAAGCCAGCUUCUUUUACUUUUGGUGUGCUUCAUCCUUACCUGUGUAAAAUUGAAUUCAGCUUCAUUAAAAAGCUUCAAAUUACUAUUGAACAAUCACAGAAAAUGAUUCCACACAAGCACAUGAUUUUUAUUACGAUGUUAACUCGUCAAGUUGAAGAUUUAAACUGA
Molecule: messenger RNA, 219 nt
Organism: Clunio marinus
Lineage: Eukaryota; Metazoa; Arthropoda; Insecta; Diptera; Chironomidae
Source: the annotation of a GenBank genome assembly